This is a messenger RNA of Cotesia congregata, 1956 nucleotides long. The record is from the annotation of a GenBank genome assembly. Lineage: Eukaryota; Metazoa; Arthropoda; Insecta; Hymenoptera; Braconidae.
AUGGAAGUUUAUACUUUUGACAAAAGUUUUCAAGAACGUAUCAAUGAAUUUACCGAAAUAUUAUCAAGCCGUGAAACAAUUGUUCCAGCAUCUAGAAUAAAAUCAGAAUGGUCGUACCACCUUGAAUUGGUGAUUGAACCAGUUGGCUGGCAAGCGUUGUGGAAAAUCCCUCGAUUAACUUGUCAAGAUUUACAAAUUCACUAUCCUACUGUUGUUGUCGUAUCAGCAGAACACAUUGAUUAUUCUGAAUUGACUGUCUGUGUAAAAAUAAUCGCGGUACAAGAUGAGAUACAUUUGCCAGAAAAAUAUCAAGUACCUUUGAUUGAAUUAUAUCCAACAAAAAAUCAAAACAACAGUGCAUUAGAUAUAAUCGGUACUGCUGAAUGCAUUGAACAGUUGAGGUUUUUUUAUAACCAUUUAUGGAUGCCUUGGGAUGUUGAUGAUGAUGAAAACUUCGAUUGGGUAUUACUUCAUUUAGAAACACGGUUAAGGUUAUUUUUUGACAUUAAACGGAACAACGUAAAUAAAGAAACUGCUGAUAUUAUAAGGACUUUAAUAAAAGAAGCUAAAGAUAUUUCUGAUAAAAUAUCUAGAUUAGAAGCAGACAUUUCUGAUGAUGACGAAGAAACAGAAGAGACCAAAUUUUUGGUAGAUGAAGGAAAAACUUGUCAACUUAUGAAGCUUCACUUGAGAAUGCAACAAAUUAAAGCAGAAGUUAACGUAGUUGAAAAUCCAGCAAUGAGAGAUGUACUACAACGGAAUCCUAAUUCUAACACACCAAACCGACAAGUAAAAAGAAAAGAAAGUCUAGAUAGAAAACCGGAAGCUUUUGUCGUUUGGCGAGGAGGAUCGUUGGAGGAUACAAUUAUAAGCUUAAAAAAAGUUGAUAAAUUUGUGACAAAAGAUACAUUUAUCAAAAUUACAGCAGAUUUACAAGAAGCAUUAGAUGCUUCUGAGACAAAUGAUAAAGUAUUUGUAGCAGAGGGAGAACAUUAUAUUUCAGGAGUUGGUGGCUUAGAGUAUGGAGGCACUAUUAAAAGUAUUGGCAAUAGUAUAAAUACGAUUAUUCAUGCUAAGGAAAAUAUCUGUUGUUCAUCUUUAUUUGAUUUUUCUGGAGAGGAGGUGGUCUUAGAUAAUGUUACUGUUGAUCUUGGUGAGCUUCUAGUGGGAAUUUUAACAAGAAAAGGCAUCAUUAAGCUAAGAGAUUGUAAAAUAUUUGCAUCGAAUCAUAGCGUUAUGAAACUAGGAAUUGUUGUAUUGCCAAACAGUAAAUUGAUUGCUGAAAAUACAAUUUUUGUGAAUCUUGGAACUGCAGUUGUUGUUCAUGCUGCUGGAGAAGUUACUUUAAAAGAUUGUAAAUUUGAAAGAUGCACGGAAGGCAUUCAACUCCAAGAUGAAUCACGAAUACGCCUCACAAAUUGCUGUUUAUCAGGCUUUAUGGAGUACGGCAUUCGCUUAGAAACCCAAAAAUAUCUUACCAGCGCGGAAGGGAAAAGUGGCAGUGUAAAUCUCUUAGUGGAUGUUACAGAAAUAUCCUUGAAAGGCUGUACUUUUGAAAAUAAUAUCCAAGGAGAUGUGUUAUUAAAACCUCGUACGAUGGCUUGUAAUGCAAUAAAUAUAUUUAUAUGGAAUUUAUCCAAAAACAUACAAUCGAAAUUAAUAUUUCUAUUUCGCGAAUUAAAUAAAUUGAUUAAUAAUAUGAUAAAAACUAGUGAUCUAUUCAAUCAGUUGAUUGAUAAACAGACUCAAUUUGGUAACAGUCGAAUUUUGAGUCCUUCGGACUCUAUUUUUGUUUUUAAAAAGACAGAAUCUGAUUAUGAAGAACAUUCUUCUGAUGAUGAGACUUUAUCAAGAAACUUAAGUUGUACAACUGCUUGUUAUGAUAUUAACCCUUUAGAGUCAGAGGAUCUUGAAACGUCUUCGCGUGAGAGUAGUGGGGAGAGCGCAAAUCCAUAG